Messenger RNA from Zonotrichia leucophrys gambelii, 1438 nucleotides. RefSeq names its product G protein-coupled receptor 142 (gene GPR142). Bases 158 to 1153 code for a protein of 331 amino acids. Gene Ontology annotation, cellular component: plasma membrane. The record is from RefSeq and is a predicted model, not a curated record. Lineage: Eukaryota; Metazoa; Chordata; Aves; Passeriformes; Passerellidae. Gene Ontology annotation, molecular function: G protein-coupled receptor activity. Gene Ontology annotation, biological process: G protein-coupled receptor signaling pathway. The transcript is spliced from 3 exons.
CCCCGCGCCCCGCGCCCCGGGAGGCUGUGCCAUGCUGCGGGUGCCCGCGGGGACCGGGACACGGGCAGGGACACGUAGCCCGCACAGAACACGGACAGCGGCAGGGACACACGGACACUGACCGGGACUCACGGACAGCGCCGAUUUGUGGUGGAAGAUGACGGUGCCAGUGCCCAACAGCACGGCGGUGUCGUGGGCACUGCCAGAGCCGGAGCUGGAGCGCUCACCCUGCCUGGUUGGCAUCGUGCCCAUCGUGUACUACAGCGUCCUGCUGGGGCUGGGGCUGCCAGCGAACAUCCUGACCGCCGUGGCCCUGUCCCGCCUGGCCACCAGGACCAAGAAAUCAUCCUACUGGUACCUGCUGGCCUUGACCACCUCCGACAUCCUCACCCAGGUCUUCAUCAUCUUCGUGGGCUUCAUCCUGCAGACGGCCAUCCUGGCGCGGGCAGUGCCCAGCGCCUUCAUCCACACCGUCACCGUGCUGGAGUUCACGGCCAACCACGCGUCCACCUGGGUCACCGUGCUGCUGACCGUGGACCGCUACGUGGCCCUGUGCCACCCUCUGCGCUACCGCGCCGUGUCCUACCCGCGCCGCACCCGCCGCAUCAUCGCCGCCGUCUUCGCCGCCGCGCUGGCCACCGGCGUCCCCUUCUACUGGUGGCUGGACAUGUGGCGCGACGCCGACCCCCCGACGGCGCUGGACACGGCGCUCAAGUGGCUGCACUGCGUCACCAUCUAUUUCCUGCCCUGCAGCAUCUUCCUGGCCGCCAACUCCGCCAUCGUCCGCAAGCUGCGGCGGCGGCGGCGCGCGGGGGGCGGCAAGGCCGCGGCGCUGCUGCUGGCCGUCACCGCCGCCUUCAUCGUGCUCUGGGCUCCCCGCGCCAUCGUCACCAUGUGCCACCUGUACGUGGCCUCGGUCAGGAGGGACUGGCGCGUGCACCUGGCCUUGGACGUGGCCAACAUGGUGGCCAUGCUCAACACCUCCCUCAACUUCUUCCUCUACUGCUUCGUCAGCCAGACCUUCCGGCGCGCGGUGGGCGAGGUGCUGCGGGGGCAGCCGCGGGCAGCCCCACGCCGUGGCAGCGCCCACUGCCCACCCUUCCCACCCCCGGGCCUGGAACCGCUGAAACUGCUGGGCAGCACCGCGCUCUGAGCCAGGGCAGUGCCCGGCUGGCAGUGCCCACCCAGCCCCACGCAUGGCACCAGGACCGGGGAGACCCCCACACCUUCCAUGGAGCCAGGGUCACUGCUGCUGAGGGUGGCAGGAGGAAGGGAUUGUGCCCAGACACUCAUUUGGGGAUGCCGUGGUGCCUGCCUGGCAGCAGCAGCCCAGGGUGGGCAGCUCAGCCCUGCCCAUGCUCAGCCCCUGGCACAACGCUGGAACUCAUCCAGGGAACUCAGCUCAUCCAGGGAACCCAUCCAGGGAACUCAUCCAGGA